AUGAUCUUACCUAGUUUGAGGAUGGGUCUCUACUUGGUUUGGAAAAAUAAAGAAACAAAAAGUUUAUUCUUACCAUAAAAUAUUUUGAAGAAAUUUAUAAAAAACCCACUGAAAGCUGUUGCAAGGAUAAAGGAAUUAGUUGGAGAAGAUGAUAUUCUUAAUUAUGAAGUAAUAGUUACUCUAAGUGAAGAUAAAUAUACAAAACAAGCAUAUAGUCUCUUAAUUGUUCAAAACAUUCAUAUGAUAUUGGAAUCUAAUGAGCAAACUGAUGUAAUUAUAUACAAGCCUAGAGAUAAUUUCUCAGACAGAUUGCUUAAAGUCCCUGAUGUCUUUCAAGAUUAAUUAAGAAUUGAUUCCACAGUAGGCUAGAUUGAAGUUUUUUUAUAAUUCAUCUAGCAUAAAGGCACCUAAAAUAUCAGAGAUAAGCUUUACCAGAUUAAUUUCAACUAGAAUACUUAUAACAAACUGAUGGAUGAAAUAAGAGACUUGCUAUAUUUCCUAUAUGACUUCAAAUUUUUUGAAACUUAUGACAUUUUGAAUGAGUCAAGUGUUUUCAUGAGUAAAAGACUUACUAUUGCAUCUAGUGUAUCCUCUUCAACUGAAAGUGAAUACAUCUAAGAUGAUGAUCUCAAUUCUAGAGAUAUCUCUCCAAAUGAAAGUCAAAUUGAGGAUAUAAUCAAAGAUAAGAUCAUUUUGGAAUAAUAGUCUGAGUAUGACAAAAGGACGAAAUAAAAAUGCUCUUAGUAGUAUAACUAAGAAGGAAAUGAUCAUUAAAGAAAACUUUCAAUAAUUGUAGAGGAAACAAAUGAAUCAUUGGGACUCAGCUUUGAUCAUAGAAUUUAUCCAGAUGAAUAGUCUUAUAUAGAGGAAAAAGCUGAGGAUAAUUAUGCGACAUCUUUUGAUAUCAUUUAACUGUAGAAUUGUGAGAGAAAAUAAAAAUAGAAGGCCAUUGAAAAUUCUAUAGUUAAAUAAUCUCCAGUUCCAAUAAUUCCGAAUAUUUCAAUAAAUUUUCCAAUUAAAAGUCGCUAACUUAGUAACUAACCCAAAUCUCAAACUUAAAUCAGCUAAGUGUGCCAAGAAAUAUAGAGUGAACCAAUUGUAUAGAGAUAUUCAGAUUUUAUUUAAUGCAAUCUUUGGCCUAAUCCAUCAUUAUCAUAGACAUUCCAGUUCAUAAUUGAUGCGAAACCUGUAAUAUUCUAAGAAGGCAUUUAAAACUAGAUAAAAUUGCUGAAGAACAGAAGUCUAUCAAAGAAAUAUCUCCUUGGAUCGUUGUUUCAAAGUAAAAAUCAUAGAAACAGAAAGACAGUAUUAGGGCUUUAAACGACUCAUUCAGCACCAAAAUUAAGAGAGUUGGAAAAAUCAUUGUUCAAUAUGCCUAGACAACUAAAACCGGAUCAGGAAGAGUAUAAAAUUGUGAUUGAGCAAACAGAUCAGUCAGUCAAGAAUGGAUCAGAGUAAUCCUUUAUGGAAAUACCAGAAAUUUCAGUUACACAGUCAUAGCAUUAACUGACUUAGUUCCAUAGGAGAUCAGUCUCAAGAAAAACUGAGGAAGGAAAGCUUUCUAUAAUAUCUUAGAAUUAAUCGAAAUUCUCUAGUCAAUGUGAGUAAUUUCUGAUGAUGAGUCCUCAGGAGUCAAGAAUAAAAACAGAAAGAAAUACAUACACUUAAAAGCAUACAACCCCACCAUCUGGAGAGUUCAAGAAUUAUUUAGAUACUGAAAUGGAUUUGAUUAGUGAAUAAAAGGUAGAAGAGGAGAAAGUAAAUCACCAGAAAAAUUUAAAUCCCAAUCAGCAGGAUGACUCUGAGGCAUAAUCACUUAUAAUGAUUCUGAGUCCAUCUGAUGCAUAAUAUCCUCCAAAUGAAAGUAAUCCGAUCAGUGCUUUUGACUGUAAAGAGCCUCUCAAUGAAAUAAACUUAAAUAAUAAAACUAAUGUCUAUGAGAUGGUAGUUGAUCCAAGCGUUAAAUUUAAAAGUAUCUAAAAUUCUGGGGCAAAACAAUCGGUUAUUCAUCAUAAAAGGAAUUUUAACUCAGUAAACUAUGAAGAGGUUAGAACUAAUUCAAGGCUGAGAGAGGAGCAAGAAGCUAUCAAAUAAAAGCAGCAAAUAGACUAAGAUCGAAAGGAAAAGAUUUUAUAGUCAGUUAAGAGUGGUAAAUUCGUGAUUAAAAGUAAAAAGUCUACUUAGAGUGGGAGGAUGAAAUAUAAAUAAGUUAACUCAACUAUAUCAGAUACCAAUGUCUCUGAGUACAAAUCAUCAAUGAUUAACUAGUCUAUCAAAGACAAUAUAACCAUCAUAAGUAGCAUAAACAAUGACUAAAUCAACCACAACUCACAGAAUAACAAAUAGUCUAGAGACAAUUCGAUGAAUGAAUCAAAUGUGAUGUGUAAACAUUGCAAAGGCACCAACUGGAAUCAGAAGUACAAUAUGCCUUGCAGUAACUGUGUUGAUACACCUCUGCUUUCUGCAAGAAAAGUAGAAAAAAGCUUCAAACGAAAGAAAAAUAUGGAUUAUCCGAGAUAAAUGUCUCAUCCCUAAUCAAAUUAGAAUAAUGAGUGA
Messenger RNA from Stylonychia lemnae, 2556 nucleotides. NCBI's taxonomy places the organism in Eukaryota, Ciliophora, Spirotrichea, Sporadotrichida, Oxytrichidae. The record is from the annotation of a GenBank genome assembly.